AUGCCACCAUCAGAAACAGGAACGGUUAUAAUAACAGGUGCAAAUGGCUCUUGUGCGUCAGGAUUCGUCUCUCACUUCCUAACCCACUACCCCAACCUCACCCUUCUCGCAACAGUCCGCAACGCGUCCCUCAGCGAUGCUAACACAGCUCGCCUAAACGAUAUAAUCUCAACAUCCUCUCGAGCCUCCAUUGAGCCAUUAGAUCUCUCCUCCCUAUCAAAAGUACGUGCUUUCGCCGAGAAAACAGCUCAGCGUGUGAAGGCUGGUGAAUUACCACCUAUAAAAGCCAUCGUAUGCAACGCCUUCACAAUGUCCCUCAAAGAACAAGUCUUCACUGAAGACGGGUUUGAGAGGACAUUUCAGGUGAACCAUCUAAGUCACUACAUUCUUGUUCUCAAACUUCUCGGUUCAAUGUCCCCGGACGGUAGAAUUGUGAUGCUUGGUUCAAACACACAUUAUACUGAUCGGCCGCAUCCGUUGUUCAGUAUGAAGGUUGGUAUUCCCGAGGAUGUGGAAACGCUCGUGAAGCCGAAGAAGGAUAUGCCCGGGAAGGACUACGACCAUGGCUUUCACAGAUACGGAAUGAGUAAGCUGGCGAAUAUUAUGUUUAUGCAUGACCUCAAUGCAAGGCUCGCAAAGAAUCCGAAAUUGUCUGGAAUCACAGCUACAGCAAUGGACCCAGGUGGUAUGGUCGACUCCCGCGCCCACAAGAUACAGACACCUCUCAUCCGCUUUGCAUUCGGCUUGAUCGUUCUCUUACUACCUAUCCUCAAGUACUUCACCGAUGAGCUACGAUCUUCCGCACAAUCUGGACGUGAACUGGCCGAGUUGGCUGUUGGGGAUAAGUACCAGGGAGAAAAGGGAUAUUUUAUGGGCGCGAGACGGGAGAAGGAGGAUGCGAUCUGUAUGGAUGCUGACAAGAGAGACAUAUUGUGGAAAGCUUGCUGGGAGUGGGCUGGUAUGCAGAAGGGAGAGACCAUUUUGGACGAGUCAUAA
Molecule: messenger RNA, 996 nt
Organism: Fusarium venenatum
Lineage: Eukaryota; Fungi; Ascomycota; Sordariomycetes; Hypocreales; Nectriaceae
Source: RefSeq, a predicted model, not a curated record